AUCGAGUUUAAAGCUACAAGGAUAUUUUUUGAUGUCCAAGUUUCAUUCUAAUGGAGUAAUGUGAGUGGAACGAUAGGCAGCGAGACGUCACCGGACCGUGUCGCUGUGGACCCGACGAUAAAAAUGGCGACGAUGUCCGCACGCGGAUGAGACGUUGGUUACGAUCGGCGAAACAUGAGAGAGCCGCGCAUCACCAGGUGACAACGGACACAUGGCCAAUUGCUUCAAGAUGAUUGGCCGACGUUGCACUCUUUUCGCCUUGAGUAUGCUCUUGAUCUUGGUUCUCAGCGUAAAUAUCUACUUUAUUCGGAUGAUCAUUGAAAGUUCUUCCUCACAUAGAAUCUAUUCUAAAAACGUACCAGCACCAAAAGCCAAGCAAGAUUCUUCCACAUCUUCGCGGUCUAAUGAAAAGGAUUUGCAGCUGCAAUUAAGGCCAGUCACAAAGAAUAUCAGUGAAAGGAUCAAAGAGGAAAUUCGUACGCUGCCUUCCAAGUAUUUUAAACAGAAUACCAGCUAUACUCUCGUUCUGGAACGAUUAUUGACAGAGCUGAUGAUAAUGCCGAAUGCUCGUGAGAAUAUCUGGAAUAUUCCUAAUAAUAAUUGGCCAGAUGCACAUCAGCUGAUUCCACCAGCAGCACCAGAGCUGGGAACUAUUCUGGAAGUUUUACGAAAGUCUAAAAUAGUUCGUGCAGAUAAUGCUCCUCUAGGUACACAGUUGAAACUUAUGCUCAAUCUCGAAAACGACGUGAAAGCGUUAUUCAAGCCGCAGUGGUAUUCAAGAGAUGCUAUUAUACAUGGUCCAGUAUAUCAUGGCAAAGAUCGUCACAAUGCUGAAGUAGUGGCCUUUCAUUUAUCAUCUUUGCUGGCGUUACGAAGAGUACCACUUACCGUUAUUCGAAAACUUGACUUGAAAGAAGAGAUUGGCAGAUAUGCGACACCGGCAUUAUACGCAACCAUGUAUCAAGAGGGUAACAAUACAUGUCUAUACGGCAUUUGUCAUUAUUGUUCUCCAGCUGAUCCUGUCUGCGGAAUAGGGGAUACACUGGAAGGUGCCCUUAUCUUUUGGCUUCCCCGAUAUUUAAAAUUAGUUAAACAUCGUCAUCCUUGGCAGCGGACUUAUAAAAAAAACAAAUUCGCUGCAUGGGAAAUUGAUGAAGCCUAUUGUGAUAAGGUAAAAGAUUCCAAGGCAUAUUCGCCACAAUCAUCGAGCAGACUUUUGGAUUUGAUCGACACGUCCAUUUUUGAUUUCUUCAUAGACAAUGGCGAUCGGCAUCAUUAUGAACUCGCACAGAACAAUUUUCACAAUCCUGCAGUGCUGUUAAUUGAUAAUGGAAAAAGUCUAGGCAACCCUGAUGUAGAUCAUCUCGAUAUUCUGGCGCCUCUCUAUCAAUGUUGCAUAAUUCAUAAAACUACAUGGGACAGAUUACAAUUGUUUAGUGGUGGAUCACUAAGUAUUGCGUUACGUAGACUCCUCGCACAUGAGGCUGCAAUGUCUGGUGUUCCUCCACUCAUCACAGAAGCACACUUGAGUGCCAUAAGUAGAAGACUGCUGAUCGUUUAUGCUGUAGUAGAAAAUUGCUUGAAAAAAAAGAAAUAUGUUUCCAAUGUGAUUCUGGAUCAUCGAUAGCUUAACAACAAUUCUUAGGAUUAUGCAAAGUAUUCGGAUAUAAUGUCUCUUGUAAAAAAUAGAGAAAAGGGUUAAUUGACUAAUUAAAAAUUUACAAAAAGAUACGAUUAAUGAUAAAAAUAGAAUUGAAGAUUCUAAACAUUGUAAAUACAAGACAAAUACAAAAAAAAGAACAACAA
Pogonomyrmex barbatus (red harvester ant) is the source of this 1806-nucleotide messenger RNA. RefSeq names its product glycosaminoglycan xylosylkinase. NCBI's taxonomy places the organism in Eukaryota, Metazoa, Arthropoda, Insecta, Hymenoptera, Formicidae. Gene Ontology annotation, molecular function: phosphotransferase activity, alcohol group as acceptor. Gene Ontology annotation, biological process: protein phosphorylation. The record is from RefSeq and is a predicted model, not a curated record. Gene Ontology annotation, cellular component: Golgi apparatus.